This is a messenger RNA of Nerophis lumbriciformis (worm pipefish), 3177 nucleotides long. Lineage: Eukaryota; Metazoa; Chordata; Actinopteri; Syngnathiformes; Syngnathidae. The record is from RefSeq and is a predicted model, not a curated record.
AUGGCAAGUCCUCCGGGGACGGCGGGACACCUGUUAUCUAGUGGCGUCAAUGGCGUAAAGAAGUGCGGCUACUUAAGGAAGCAGAAACACGGGCACCGACGUUUUUUCGUGCUGAGGGAACCCGCCGACCGCUCGCCUGCUCGGCUGGAGUACUAUGAGAGCGAGAAGAAAUGGCGAAACAAGGGCGCCGCUAAACGGGUGAUUAGUUUGGACUCCUGCCUCUGCGUCAACAAGCGGGCGGACGCCAAACAUAAACACCUGAUCGCCCUCUACACCAAGGACGAGUACUUCGCUGUGGCUGCGGACAGCGAGCAGGAUCAGGAGAGCUGGUAUGUUGUUCUGACCGACCUCCUCGCCGAGGGGAGGGUGUACGACAGUCCCGCUUCUACUUCCUCUCUCGUUGGUUUUGAAGAGGCCAACUAUGGACUCGUUAGCCCAGCAACAGCGACAUACAAGGAGGUAUGGCAAGUCAAUUUAAAAUCUAAAGGUCUUGGUCAGGUGAAGAACCUCACUGGUGUCUAUAGGCUUUGUUUGUCCAGCCGAACCAUCAGUUUUGUGAAGCUGAACUGCGAGACAGCGGCGGUAUGUUUACAGCUCAUGAACAUCAGGAGAUGUGGCCACUCAGAUAGUUUCUUCUUCAUUGAGGUUGGGCGGUCAGCAGUGACUGGGGCCGGGGAGUUCUGGAUGCAGGCAGAGGACUCGGUGGUGGCUCAGAACAUCCACGAGACCAUUCUGGAAGCUAUGAAGGCUAUGAAGGAGCUCUCAGAGUUCAGGCCUAGAAGCAAAAGCCAGUCAGCCAGCACCACCCCCAUCUCUGUGCCCACACGCCGCAACCUCAAUAAUUUGCCCCCAAGUCAGACGGGGCUCACGAGGAGAUCCAGGACAGCCAGCGCGGCAGCCACAUCUCCAGGGAGGAAGUUUACAUCCUGUCGGGUUAGAACCUCCAGCGAGGGUGACGGAAGUGUGCCGCGGCCCGUGUCUAUGUCAAUGCCCGCAAAUGAAAGACCCGCUAGUCCAAACGCCGGCACUCAACUCAGCAGGUCCCACACUCUGAGCAACGGUCGCACCUGCAGGAUACUCGAGUCAUCCUCCAAUUUGCACCACAGCCUGUCCAUGCCAGUAUCCAACUCCCCUCCAGCUUCAUCCAGCCCAAUCAGCAUGUCUCCUGGGCAUAAUCUCACCACACCCAACAAGGCCGGACAACCUUUUAGUUGUAGCGGCUUCCUUAGCGACACUGGUUUCAUGCUGUGUGAUGAUUACAGUUGCAGUCCACUUGAAACAAAGUUCCUUCCCCUGACUCGCAGCGACACCCCUGACUCACUCUCGAGCACCCCUUCAUCCCGUGACAUGAGCGACCCUUGUGGCUACAUGCUAAUGGUGGGUGCGAAUAGUAACAAGUCCAGGGCGGCCAGCGAAGGUGUGAUGAUUGAUAAAGCUUACAGGAAGCGAACUCACUCCCUUACAACGCCACGUCAACAGAAAGCGGUGUCACUUUCUUCAGCAUCAUUAGAUGAGUACACACUCAUCCAGGCUGGCAAUGGACACAACUCUCAUUCAGCCUCACCCAAAGUCUGCUACCCAGAAGAUUAUGGAGACAUAGAGGUUGGCUCAUCCAGAAGCUCUAGCAGUAACCUUGGUGACGAUGGCUACAUGCCCAUGACUCCAGGUGUGGCGCCACAAUGUGGUAAAGGGGACAACUAUAUGCCGAUGAGCCCCAUGUGUGUCUCUGCACCUAAGCAGAUUGUGAACCCUCGAGUCCACCCUCACGGGCCUACCAGUAGAAGCUAUAAGACCAGCUCCCCCUCCAGCAUCUCACUGGAGGACAGCGGCUACAUGAGAAUGUGGUGUGGCUCCAAGUCCUCCGUGGAGAGCCCGGACAGACACGGUGAAUACAUGAACAUGUCACCUGGAAACCCACCUGCAUUCCAGACCCCCCCAGAUUACUAUUUGGGUUUAAUGGCUGGAGAACCAACAUUGGUGAGGCCAACGUACCAGCCGAGCACCUCCUCCAAUUCUGCUGCAGCCCAACCAUCCAAAAAUGAUGAUGGCAACCAGUAUGUAUUGAUGAGUCCUCAAAGUUCAAGACCCAGGGCGGCAGAUAUGGACUACUAUUCCGUGAUGCAACCUGUAGCAGCUCAAAACUCGCCGCUGAGCCCUUCAACAGCUUCCUCAGCUAGACACAACCGAGCUCAGAACGUGACCCACCGAGGUAGGCUUGGCAGGCCUAACAGACUGUCCCUUGACACGCUCAAGACCCUGCCUAGCAUGCACGAGUACCCCCUUCCCGGAGAGCCCCGUAGCCCUGGAGAAUACAUUAACAUUGACUUUAGUGACACCCGAAUUUCUCCACCUUCAACAGAGUCCACUGAGAGCCAGUCCUCAUCUUUGAGCUCCAGUGAUGAGGGUUCCAGAAGGCCAUGUCUGACUUCCUACAUCAAACUUGAGAUGGCUUUGCAGCAGCCAAAGAGAGCUGAUACUCUUACUGCAGAACACAUGGACGCACUCCCAGACCUAUCCUUGUGUCCCAGCCCAAAUGAGGAAGUUGUGUACCAUUUAGAUGGCAAAAAAGAUACAAAAGAAGGAGUUGAGGGGGAUAAAGAUUAUACUGAAAUGAAAUUUGGAAUGACAAGCUCACCCCCGCAGCUUGUUCCUCAAAACACAAGCAUCCAGGGCAGCAGAGGGAGAAGGCAUUCACUGGAGGAGUUGGCUGUCCCAGAAGGAAUUGGAGUCUUUCUCCUAGGGGCUGCCUCUUCAUCAAUACUCGACCCACACUGCUCCGCCAAGGUGAUCCGCGCCAAUCCGCAAGGACGGAGACGCCACAGCUCUGAGACCUUUUCCUCCACGGCCACUGUGACACCAGUCUUCCCUUCGUUUGCCCGUGGUGAGAUUGUGAAAAGGCACAGCUCUGUGGAGAAUAUCUCCUCUCGGAGCAGUGAGGGCUCCGACGAGGAGUACGGCAGUCCCGUAAACGGGCAAGGCUCGGUCGCUUAUCCAAACAGACUGAACUACAUUGCUUUGAACCUGCUGGACAACAAAUGUGAUGAAAUUGUUGGCUUCAAACCGACUGGCAGCUGCAAACAGGGUGUCAAUGGAUUACACAGCACGUCAUAUGUCUGCUUGGGCUUCAAGGAGUCUGCAACAACUGCCAAAGGUCGGACACAGCGCGUGGAGCUUUGA